Vicia faba (fava bean) is the source of this 303-nucleotide messenger RNA. The record is from the annotation of a GenBank genome assembly. NCBI's taxonomy places the organism in Eukaryota, Viridiplantae, Streptophyta, Magnoliopsida, Fabales, Fabaceae.
AUGAAAACCAAAAUUUUCAUCUUCGUGUUCUUUCUUUGUGCACUAAUUAUUAACUCUUCCAAAGAUAUUGGUGCAACUAAAGAAUUCAAACCAAAAAUUGAGAUACGUGAACGGGCAGUCUAUACCGGUGGCUGGACCAACAAGAUACAACGUGGAGGAUAUGGGAAGGAUGUUGCAGGAGGAAAAAAAGUUGGAUCGAUCUCAGGUGGAUCAAUCCCGGGAGGAGGUGCACAAGGUGUUGGUGAACAAAAUGGAGGUGGAAAAGACAAAGGAAGUAAACCUGAAGGAAGAGGAAUAAAUUAA